CAUUACGAAAUCGCAGCCUAUUCUGAAGUAUUUGAUCUGAGUUGUACCGAUUUGUUAAUGUCUGUUAGCUACUUUUGACUUUUAUGCUCUAGUUCAAUUUAAUUUCACAGAGUAUCACCAUGUCGGUGGCGUUUGCACCUCACAGGCAGCGUGGGAAGGGUGAUAUAACACCCGCUGGAAUACAAAAGUUACUUGAUGAAAACAACCAGCUGAUCCAGUGUAUAAUGGAUUUCCAGAGUAAAGGCAAAACAGCAGAGUGUUCACAGUAUCAACAGAUGCUGCACAGAAAUUUAGUGUACCUCGCCACAAUAGCAGACUCCAAUCAGAACAUGCAGUCUCUCCUCCCUGCUCCACCCACUCAAAACAUGCCUAUGGGCCCUGGUGGGAUGAACCAAAGUGGCCCCCCCUCUCAACCUCCUCAUGGUCACAACAUGCCCUCUGAGGGGAUGGUCAGUGGUGGCCCUCCAGCCCCACACAUGCAGAACCAGAUGAAUGGACAGAUGCCUGGUCCUAAUCACAUGCCCAUGCAAGGUCCUGGUCCAGGCCCCAGUCAGCCCCCAAACAUGCCCAGUGGCUCUAUGAAUAUGCCUCCUAGCAGCCAUGGCUCUAUGGGUGGUUACAAUCACACUGUCCCUUCCUCCCAGGGCAUUCCAGCUCAGAGCCAAAUGAACAUGACCCAAGGCCAGCCCAUGGGAAACUAUGGGCCACGGCCAAACAUGAACAUGCAACCCACUCAAGGCCCUAUGAUGCACCAGCAACCUCCUUCCCAGCAGUAUAACAUGCCUCCUGGUGGUGGUGGACAGCACUACCAAGGACAACAGAACCCAAUGGGCAUGAUGGGCCAGGUCAACCAAGGGAACCAUGUCAUGGGGCAGAGGCCAAUGCCACCCUAUAGACCACCACAGCAAGGACCCCCUCAGCAGUACCCAGGGCAGGAAGACUAUUAUGGGGACCAGUACAGUCAUGCAGGCCAGGGACCCUCAGAAGGUAACGCCCAAUAUGGCCAACAGCAGGAAGCAUACCAGCAAGGCCCUCCCCAGCAACAGGGCUACCCUCCUCAACAGCAGUACCCGGGUCAGCAGGGCUACCCACCACAGCAGCAAGGUUACGGUCCCUCCCAGAGUGCCCCAGGACAGUAUCCUAACUAUCCUCAGGGGCAGGGACAGCAGUAUGGGGGCUAUCGCCCUCCUCAGCCAGGUCCCCCACAGGGCCAGCAGCAACGCCCUUAUGGCUAUGACCAGGGGCACAUGAGGAAAUAAAGACCCGGGGAUUUGAACCCCUGGCUAGCUCUGUAAGAAGCAAAGGCCCAAUAUGGAAAUUACCAGCAAUGAGAGAAGAUCACAGCAACCCACACAGCUCUACUCGGAUCUGAGCUCUGACCUCUGGUCAGCC
Molecule: messenger RNA, 1392 nt
Organism: Monopterus albus (swamp eel)
Lineage: Eukaryota; Metazoa; Chordata; Actinopteri; Synbranchiformes; Synbranchidae
Gene: ss18
Product: SS18 subunit of BAF chromatin remodeling complex
Exons: 11
Coding region: 120-1259 (379 amino acids)
Biological process (GO): positive regulation of transcription by RNA polymerase II
Cellular component (GO): nucleus
Molecular function (GO): transcription coactivator activity
Source: RefSeq, a predicted model, not a curated record